GAUGCGUUCUACUGAGUCUGUUAGAGUUGAAAACUUGCCUUUAUGUGCUGUUGCACCACAAUUUUGUCAUGCACCAAUGUAAUUUUUGGGUUCAUAAUACAGAUGAGGUGCAAAAUCUGAUGCAAUGGCAACAUCUAGCAAGUUCAAUCUGUCUUCUGGUAGCCCAGAUAGGGCUUUAUACCCUGGUGGACAGCGUGUAUCCCACUUAGCUUCUCAGUUGGACAAAUCAAGUACCUUCCACGAGAGCAUUGAGACUCCAAUCUUGGCUUCUCUUCCAAAUACGUCGAGAAGCAGUUCUGUAGUAACUCAAGGAGAUGUGUCCAGUUUCCUGCAGUGCCUGCGGUUUGAUACAAAGGCAGUUGCUGCUAAUCAUAAGUCUAAUUGUCAAGGAGACUUAAAAAAGCUCUUGAAUAUUGCACUCGGUAUUUCAGCUGAUGAACCUUCUACUGGUUCAUCAAAGGGCAAGCUGUUAUUAUCUCCCACACCAGAAGAAAUAAAACGGGUCAGGCAUGGCUUGUGUGAGAGCACUAUCAAGGCCAGGGAACGAGUGAAGAUUUUCAGUGAAGUCUUAUCCGUAUUCAACAAGUCUUUCCCAGCCAUACCCUCAAAGAACAGAUCUCGAUUGGAAGGCUUUUCAGUUGACCAUUCUAAUGCUUCCUUAUCUAGUGAGCGGUCAGUGUUGGGUCCUACCCCUGGUAAGAUGGAAAUUCAGAAUCAUGCGAUUAGUGGAAAUUUUGAAUAUGAGCAACAGAAGUCAGAUGAACGGCCUAAAAGUGCUGUCCCAAAUAAACGGACUAGAACUUCUAUGGUGCAUGUGAGGAUGGAUAUGCGGAACAAUGCUCUUGUCAGGCCAUCUGGUGCUGUAGAUAGAGAUAAGGAAUUGCCCAGGGUUGCAAAUAGUGCUGCAGUACAAGGUGAGGAUCGAACAAUAUCAAUUGGUGCUGAAGGUUGGGAAAAGUCGAAGAUGAAAAAAAAGCGAAGUGGUAAAAAAGCGGAUGUUUCUGCAAGCGAUGUAUAAUUAACUAGAGGUCCUGCAGAAAUCAGAGAUAUAUCAUCUCUACUUAAGGCUAAAUUGAGAAUUCUGGCCAAUGGUUGGAAGGGGUGUUAGCUGAGAGCCUUACUCGUGUAACAAAUUUACUUAAAGAUCAUAUCAUUUGUGGUAGCAUACUGAAAGUUUACUACUACAUAUAUCCAAUGGUUACCGGGAUGGUACAUCAGAGUGAGCAGGAUUCAUGGUGUACA
Rubroshorea leprosula is the source of this 1242-nucleotide messenger RNA. Lineage: Eukaryota; Viridiplantae; Streptophyta; Magnoliopsida; Malvales; Dipterocarpaceae. The record is from the annotation of a GenBank genome assembly.